Aethalodelphis obliquidens (Pacific white-sided dolphin) is the source of this 9186-nucleotide messenger RNA. It is a transcript of the gene SERBP1, whose product is annotated as SERPINE1 mRNA binding protein 1. Lineage: Eukaryota; Metazoa; Chordata; Mammalia; Artiodactyla; Delphinidae. Gene Ontology annotation, molecular function: mRNA 3'-UTR binding. Gene Ontology annotation, cellular component: nucleus; cytoplasm. The record is from RefSeq and is a predicted model, not a curated record. The coding region runs from base 97 to 1320 and encodes 407 amino acids. The transcript is spliced from 8 exons.
CGGCCCGGCCAUCUUGUGGGAAGAGCUGAAGCAGGCGCUCUUGGCUCGGCGCGGCCCGCUGCAAUCCGUGGAGGAACGCGCCGCCGAGCCACCAUCAUGCCUGGGCACUUACAAGAAGGCUUCGGCUGCGUGGUCACCAACCGAUUCGACCAGUUAUUUGACGACGAAUCGGACCCCUUCGAGGUGUUGAAGGCAGCAGAGAACAAGAAAAAAGAAGCCGGCGGGGGCGGCGUUGGGGGCCCUGGGGCCAAGAGCGCAGCUCAGGCCGCAGCCCAGACAAACUCCAACGCGGCGGGCAAACAGCUGCGUAAAGAGUCCCAGAAAGACCGCAAGAACCCGCUGCCCCCCAACGUCGGCGUGGUUGACAAGAAGGAGGAGACGCAGCCGCCCGUGGCGCUUAAGAAAGAAGGAAUAAGACGCGUUGGAAGAAGACCUGAUCAGCAACUUCAGGGUGAAGGGAAGAUAAUUGAUAGGAGACCAGAAAGGCGACCACCUCGUGAACGACGAUUUGAAAAACCACUUGAAGAAAAGGGUGAAGGAGGAGAAUUUUCAGUUGAUAGACCGAUUAUUGACCGGCCUAUCCGAGGCCGUGGUGGUCUUGGAAGAGGUCGAGGAGGUCGUGGACGAGGAAUGGGCCGGGGAGAUGGCUUUGAUUCUCGUGGCAAACGUGAAUUUGAUAGGCAUAGUGGAAGUGAUAGAUCUUCUUUUUCACAUUACAGUGGCCUGAAGCAUGAGGACAAGCGUGGAGGUAGCGGAUCUCACAACUGGGGAACUGUCAAAGAUGAAUUAACAGAGUCCCCCAAAUACAUUCAGAAACCAAUAUCUUAUAAUUGCAGUGACUUGGAGCAAUCAAAUGUGACUGAGGAAACACCUGAAGGUGAAGAACAUCCAGUUGCGGACACUGAAAAUAAGGAGAAUGAAGUUGAAGAAGUAAAGGAAGAAGGCCCAAAAGAAAUGACUUUGGAUGAAUGGAAGGCUAUUCAAAAUAAGGACCGGGCAAAAGUAGAAUUUAAUAUCCGAAAACCAAAUGAAGGUGCUGAUGGGCAGUGGAAGAAGGGAUUUGUUCUUCAUAAGUCAAAGAGUGAAGAGGCUCAUGCUGAAGACUCGGUUAUGGAUCACCAUUUCCGGAAGCCAGCAAAUGAUAUAACGUCUCAGCUGGAGAUCAAUUUUGGAGACCUUGGCCGCCCAGGACGUGGUGGCAGGGGAGGACGAGGUGGCCGUGGGCGUGGUGGACGUCCAAACCGUGGCAUCAGGACUGACAAGUCAAGUGCUUCUGCUCCUGAUGUGGAUGACCCAGAGGCAUUCCCAGCUCUGGCUUAACUGGAUGCCAUAAGACAACCCUGGUUCCUUGUGGACCCUCCUCUUUGAGGCUUGCAUGCUUAAGGAUCCCAAACGACUAAGAAAUUUAAAAAAAAAAAAAAAAAAAAAAAAAGACUGUCAUUCAUACCAUUCACACCUAAAGACUGAAUUUUAUCUGUUUUGAAAAUGAACUUCUCCUGCUACACAGAAGUAACAAUAUGGUAGUCAGUUUUGUAUUUAGGAAAUGUAUUGGUAGCGGGGAUGUUUUCAUAAUUUUCAGAGAUUAUGCAUUCUUCAUGAAUACUUUUGUAUUGCUGCUUGCAAAUAUGCAUUUCCAAACUUGAAAUAUAGGUGUGAACAGUGUGUACCAGUUUAAAGCUUUCACUUCAUUUGUGUUUUUUAAUUAAGGAUUUAGAUGUUCCCCCUAUUACAAACUGGUUUUAAAUAUUGGACAUAAUAGCAGUUUUAAUACCUGCUUUGCAUUUUCACACAUGGUCAACUGAGACAUGUAAACUUUGAUUGUCAAAUUUUAUGCUGUGUGGAAUACUAACUACUUUAUGUAUUUUAACUUAGUUUUAAUAUUUUCAUUUCUGGGGAUAAGGUCUUUUUUCACUUCUCAUGAUAGCUGUUAUAUAUGCUAGAUCUUUAUAUACAAAAAUAUCCGUACUUGAACAAAUUCAAAGCACAUUGGUUUAUUAACCCUUGCUCCUGCAUGGUUCAUUAGGUUCAAUUUAUAAUUGAUUCACAAUUUUAAUUACAUUUAUUUUUAAAAUAUGUCACUUUCCUGUUUUAAAAACCAAUCUAGACACCUUACUGGUGAAAGUUGUUUAAGCUACUUAUUGUUGAUAGACACAUACUGUCAAGUGAAGUAGUUUUAUGGGUGUUGGGUUUUUCCUCCUCCAGUAGGGUGGGUGGAACAAGUUAAUUUGGCUAAUGCGUAAUAUUUAAACUGCUCUGUAAAGUAAGUGGCCGCUCAGUAUGAUUUGUAUGUGUGAAAGGUCCCAAAUCAAAAUUGUACAUCCAUAAUCAACCCUUCAACCCUUGUUCUAAAGAAACCAAAGGGCACUGGUUAGUAUGGUAAGUGGGGGGGGUAUGUUAAUUUUUGGAAUUUGGAAAGCAGACAGCUUUACUUUAUAAGGUUGGAACAGCAGCACCAUCCAUGAAAUACAAACCAAAAAUUUUACUGUUUCUGAAUUUCCUAUAUUGCUAUUCAUUUUGGUCUUAAGUUGAUAGAUUCCACAGAAAGUGAUAAGUAUCUUUUACCUCUUCCUCCCUUAGAGAAUUAGGUUAAUAAUGGAUUUCUUGAUCGAGAGCAUCACCAUUGACGAAAACAUACAUGGAGAGAAUAAUCAAACAGGCUUUCUAGGACCUUUUUUUUUUAAGUCUUCUGCAACAUUUAUUGAUAAACAGGAAAGGGGUUUUAUUUACAGUUUUGAAGAUCUUUUUGUCACUAUUAUUAGUAAUUUUCUAUCUAUGGUAAUGUCCAGUUUUUAAAAUACUUUAUGAUUUAAGACUUUAAAUCAUAAAAUGUCUGUUUAGCUGAUUAGUUCUCCCCUAUACUUCUAAAUGAGAAAUUGUACAGUACAAGAGUUGUUCAUUGGGAUUAGAUUUAUUAACCUAGUUACCUACUAGUUUGACAUCUUAGGAAGGAGGUAAUUGGUUUUUUUUUAAUGAUGGAUAAACUUGUGCUGGUGUUUUGGAUCUUAUGAUGCUGAGCAUGUUCUGCACUGGUGCUAAUGUUUAACAUAAUUUUAUAUUUACAAACAUACCUGCUACCCAGAGGCAAGUAUUAAUUUAGUCCAUAUGGACUUUUACCCCUCUUGAGAUUGCAACAUACACACUCCUAAACACACUCAUACAUAAGUGUGUUUAGACUUAGAAGUAUCUUAACUCAUUUCUGGACAUGAAUGUGUUAUAAACCUCCUGAUUCUAGCAACAUAUAAAAAAACACUGCUAUUAAAAACCCAUCACAAGUUCUAUUCAUUGUCAGCCAUUGCUGGCAUUCUGUCACUAGAGAAUACACAGCAAUAUCUGGUAUGUUGCAAGCUUUCAAGAUAGCUUGGAAUUUAAAAGUUGGUCCAUUAGUUGUAUCUGAUGGAUGUAAAUUUGCCUCCUAGUUCACUUUGUGUCAAGAACUAAAACUGUGAACCUAACUUUCUCUUAUUGGUGGGUAAUAACUGAAAAUAAAGAUUUUAUUUUCAUGCUCACUUCUUAAAAGUCAUAAAAACAAUCAAAUAGGAGCCCAUUUAUCGUCAUGUGUUUUCUGACUAUGUGUGCACCCCCAAGGGUAAUGCUCAUAUUUCUUUUUUCCUCCUUAAACUUAGGUUUUGUUUAUGUGGGGUGUUUAUUAAACUAGGCUGUCAACAUUUGGGAGGGAUACCUAUUUUAAUUAUUAUAAUAAGAAAGUUCUUGUAAAAUGAAUUUCAAGGACUGACAAGACAAUUGGCAUUUCUUUUUAGCAAACCAUGUUUUUGAGCGUGAAGGUUAACCAUACUGAAUGUCGGGGGGUCGUUUGUUUUUUGGUGGCUGAUAGAAUGUUCUAAUGAACUUUUAUCUUGAUGCUUUUAAAUGGAAAUAAUGCCAGAGCUUAUAUUUUUUAUUAACAUGUUUCCAGUUUGCAUUGAUGAUUGGGAUGAGGUCUCUCUUUUUAUAAUUAAAUGUUUUGAGACCUGUGCAGAGUUAUGAAAGAUUUUAAUAUGUGUCGCUAGGCACUAUACGUCUAAGUUUACUCAGUUUUAUUUAAAAAGUGGAGGCAGGACAUAUAUCUAGUUGUAAAUACAUUUGGGGCUUGUUGGUGUGGGUGUGGAGGGAGAAUAUUAAGUGUUCAUUUUGAUUGUGUUAUUUUUCGAAUUGCUGUAGAUGGUUGUCCUGAAAUAGAAAAAUUUUGUUAUGCUGUUAGGGAGUUGCAUAGAAAGUCUGAAUACGGUAUAUUGGAUUUUUAAAAUAUAUUUUUAAGAGCACUAGCAUUAUAUGGAAAGAAUCAACAAAUAGUAAAGGGCUAAAUAAAAACUUAGAAAUGUGGAGCUACGAGAACUGGAAUGAUUUUGACUUUAAGGUAAGAUCAUAUCAGGUAUACUAAUGGACAUCUGUAUCCCAACGUUGAAGUAAUUGGUAAAGCAAAUUCUCAGGCUCUCAGAUGCCUGUAGUUCUACUUUGUAAGGAAAAUAAAUAAAUGCUUAGAAAAUAGAUUCUAAUGCAGACAUUUGUAAUUCUGCUGAGAUUAACGUGUAAAUAAAUGUUUAGGGAGUCGGAACACUUACAAGCCACAUCUCCAGGUUCACUGGAGAAAGCCCGGAACGUGAUGACUAGAAUGCUUUACAGUAGUAACAAGGCAGUAAAAUCCCUAGUCAGAUUUUCAGUUCUAGUAAUUAGUGAGAUAAUCUAUAAACAUUGUAAAACUACCAGGUUUUACCAUUGAGCUGUAUGUUAAGUGGCAGCUUUCAGAAAUUUGGGCUCAAUGAUUUUUUGCUCAGCCUGGGUUUACCUAUGACAUGUUCUCUCAGCUUCAGAAUCUUACUUGAUGUAAGUUAGACAAAUAGAGAAGUGAUCGAAAUAAGUCAAGCUGAGAGGAAUGCAUUAGAUCAGUAAUAUGGGGAAAGGUUGUAACCUAAAGGAUAAGCUUAAUUUCAGAAAGUGAUUAGGAUAUAAAUUAUUGAAAUCAUUACUAACAUUGGAAAUGAGUAUCAUUUAAAUAAGUGCUAUGUCUAAGCCAGGGGUCAACAGAUUUCAGCCUGUGGCCUGUUUUUGUAUGGCUCCUGAGCUAAGAAUGGCUUCUACAUUUUAAAAGGAUUAAAAAUUAUUCUAUAAAGAUGUGUGUAGCCCACAAAGCUUAAAACAUCUGGUCCUUUACAGAAAAUGUUUGCUGACCCCUGAUCUAAGCAUCACUCUCAGGUCAACAUAUAAGUUCUUUUUUUUAAAAAAAAAAGUUUACUUCCAGGUACAGAUUAAAUCACCCUACCUCCUGGGAAGUUGUGAAAUUAGAAGUAUUAAAAAACAUUUUUUUUUACCCCUUACCUCUAAUCAGAAUAAGGGCAAGAUACUUGAUAGCUUCUUAGUAAAGAAGAUCUUGUUAUUUAAAAAAUUGUUUAGCUUGCAAAUUCUGAAAGCUGUUAGGAAAGUAUAAAUUUGCUAAAACAGUAUAUUUAGUGCCCGAUUAUAGUUUUUCACAUUUAGUGGCACUUAACCACUUAGUGCUAAGAUAAUUCUGUUGUGCUAAUUUUGACUUUUCCGUAAGAUGACAAUUAUGAGUAUUUUGUAUAGGUAAGAAAACUAAUGUCUCUAACUCCAUAGGUUGACUGGGGUGGGAAUUAAUGGCUUCUGAGGACUGCAUUUCUCAGCUUAACAAGGAGGUUAUCUGGGCAGAAUCUAGCUUUUGUGUCAUUACUUCCGUCUUAAAUAACGGAGUCAGUUGUUCGCUUCUGUCGUACAAAAUAACUGGAAGUCAGUUCGCUUUGAAAUGGAAGGAAAGAAAAGGUGAGAAACGGCCUGUUCAAGUUAGAAAAUAAUUUACCAAAUUACAUUUUUGUUGGAGAUGUUAAUUACAUAGGUAGUGUUAAAUCAGUAACAUUUGUCCCUUUUGUUGCCCAUUGAGGAGGGUAUGACAGUUCUAUUGCACUUGAAUGUGUAUUCUGCCACUUGAAGGUGUACUCUAAGUCUUGUGCUUGGAAAACAUAAAAGAGAUACUUGCUGAUAACUAAUCUGACAAUUCUGGUUCAUAAUGGAUUUUUAAAAACUUUACAGACAGUACCUAAAGUGAUGAGAAUUGCUCUGAACUGAUCUUGCUGUGGCUUUACUCCUUAAAUAGCUGCUUUAGUGUUACUGGUAUGGAAAUGUGAAAAGCAAAGGGCUAGUGAAUAUUUAGGAUUUUGUUAUUUGGAGAACUGAGAAGUUAUUUGGGAAGUAGUUUGUUUGGACAGUAUUGUUUACACUAUAUACAAUACAUAGUAUAAUAUACACUGUAUAUAGUUUACACUGUCACCUUAAUUGCAGUUGUAGUUGAUUUCUCUUACAGAUUUUAGGACCUAGAAAGAGCUUCAAUUUGAAGAAAUGGCACAGGUUUUCAUCUACCUAGAAUGGAGAUUUUGUGUAAAGUGAUGCAGUUGAACUUGGUUCUUGACAUUGCCCAGAAUUUUGUCAGAUUGGAUCUCAAGUUUUUUAUUAGCUGAUGAAUAAUGUCAGAAAUUAUGGGAACUUUUACAUGUUGAAUUCGUUGUUUCACACCUUGGGUGUAAUAAUCUAUAGUGAAAUGUUACUUUGUUUGGCAGCCAUACUGACAAAAGUUAGAUGAGCACAUGUUUAGGCAUUUUGUCAAAGUGCUCAGGGGUUGACUAAACACAUCAAUGAAGAUGGUAGAAUCCUCCCCACCCCCCCCCACACUAUUUCAUAGCUGAAAAUGUGUAGGCUUACAUGACUGGCAAAAUGAACUAAACACAGAAAACCUUUCUGUUUAGAGAUACAGUGGUUUGUCUUUUCUGUGGAAAUUCUGAAUUUCCAGUGAAGCUUCCACAUUUUUUUUUCCCAGUAAAAGAGGAAGACCUUUUCCUAAAAACUACAGAUAAUUUGGUUUCAGCUUGCUCUUGUGUACUUGUUUAUCAAGGCUUCACUUAGGUGCUACAGUUGUAGUAGCUUCUUAAAUAUGCCAUGGAAGACUGGAUUGGAUAAAACUACUUUUCAUGCAGGUGUUCAUUGGUCACUAAUCAUACGAGGAAAAUCAGCAUACCCAGCCACGUAUAUUGUGUGUGCUUCAGACCACUGUGUUUUGUUCAUAACAGUAUCCCUUGAAGAUGAGUGGCACUUUGUCACUGUAUUGACAAAAUCCAGUAGAUGGAAGUGUUCAACAUUGAACAGUUGGAUUGGCCCACCCCCACUCAGCCCCACAUUUUGAGUCAAAUGGUAGAGCUGGAAGUCACGUUGACAGAAAUAGAGAAGUGCUUUGGAGGCUGUAUGAUACCAGGUGAAAAUAUUUGCUUGAAGAACUUAAAUAACCAGCACCUCAAUAACAGCAAAGCAUGGAUGUUCCCCCCACCUUUUUUUUCAGGAUCAUCAGUUUCUUGCUACUUAAGAGUUAUUAAACUUUAAAAAUAACUGCAGAUUUUUAGAGGAAAAAGUUUGAAGAGUAUCUGUAGCUGGAGAAAUUACUGAAUUAUCCUUUCUAGUUAUUUUAUCUAUUUUAAGUAUGUCAAAAGUGGAUGUGUUUUUUUUCUUUUACAUCUAUACAACUGCUCUGAAAGCUAUCCUGCCAUAGACCAGAGGGAGUCUAAAGGGAGUGUUCAUAGUAUGCAAAGGAAUCCAGUCAUGUGCAGUUGUUAAAGUGAAAGGAGAGAAAACUUAGAAAACUAGUAUUUUCUACAGUAUUGUGAAAAGGCAAAUGGUCUUUUAACUCCCUUUGUGAUGGGGUAAAGUAAGAUUUCUGCUUCUAAAUGAACUCUUGUGGCAUCCUAUUUUCACCUUGAGAGAUUUUUUUGUCUAGGGAUGAGGGUCUCCAGGCUCUUCGCUUUGAAUAGCACAGGAAAAACCCUCUAGUUAACACAGGCUACAUUUUCAGCUAAUGUGCAGGAGGAUAUAUAGUUGACAUUUUAGUAAGUGAGUUAGAUUUUGUUUCCUAAAGGAACAAGUGUUUCGUUACUAAUAAUUUCUAUCCAAUUUCAGAAGAAUGUUUUUGCAGUUUUCUGAACUUGCAAAAAUGUUUUAGCUUGUGGGUGUUCUACCUUUCUGGUGAAAAUUCAGGGCCUUUGAAAACAAUUUAGUCUCUGUGAGAAUCUCAUAACAGCUUUUAUAAGUAUUUCAUUGGGUCCAAUUACCUAUGGGUAGCAAAAUAUGUGAAAUUGGAAAAGGGAAGGUAUUGUGGGCCUCACCUGACAUUCUCUUGCCUAGGCAAGGCCCAGGUCUCUUGUGGAAGAAUUCCGUACAGUUGUGGAAAUUGAAAAGUGGCCAGAAUUGAUGUAAAGGAACCCCAAGGUAGCACAUAAUAGGUUUGUAUGUUUCUUGGAGAUUCGGAGCCAAAUUAAGAAUGGUUUUGCCACUUGUAAAUAAAAGAAAGGACGAUUAACAAAAUGUGGAGCCAGUUACCAUAGAAUGAAGGAAAGGCAUUUAUGUUUCAACAGUUCAUACAAGCAACACAGUUGAGUCAAAUGCAGCCCUACUUUCUACUUAAGAAAUAACCAUGUUUGGAAAAAAUCAGGUAAGUUGGAUGGGGUUAUAGUUAUUUUAAUUAAAGAGAGAACACACUGCUCUGGUUACUUUUCUCUUUCUUUGAAAGGCAUAAUGUUUUCAUAGUUUUAAAUACUUACCAAUUUCCUUAAAAUAAUGGACUUUCUCAGGAGUGUUAUUUCCCUUCUGUGGCCUUACACAGUGUGCCUUGUAUUGUAGGAUUUAGAUUAGCUGGGUAGAUAAGUUAGCAAAUUCAGGAGUGCCAGAUUUGUCCUGGUGUCAUGCUUUUUGGGUAGAUUUCUCAAGAACCAAGAAGGCUCUAGAACUUUAGAAGUACAGAGAUGCCAGUUUUUGGUUACCUAGUGACAAUAGCUUCAAAGAUUUUUAUGGACUCACAGUUACAGUCAACUACAGUCAGAACCCUAAUCGAUAUAAAUUUGUUGUGUAGUCACUUGCACAGAAAAGAAUUAAAGUAGUUGAAAAUUAUGCUCUAAAACCAGACCGGUAUCAGGUACUAAUUGUGUGACUUUGGUUAAGUUACUUGUAUCACAGUUUCCUCAUCUCUAUAGUGGAGAUAACACCUACCUUAAACCAGUCAUGGUGAGAACCGUCUUACACCCCUUAAAAACUGCAUGUAUUAAGUACUGUGUUAGAGGUCAUUGAUCAUUAUUAACAAUUACUGUUAGAAUGGGAAUAAGGCAAAAUUUGGCUUUUUAUAUAAACUUUGUAUUUCAAAGA